UAUCAACUUUGACCCGGUCAAAUUAUUCUUAUUGGUUGCUAGAAAAUAAAUAUUUACAUCACUCACGACGCACAGCCCAUCAAAGUAACAGUGAAAUUCUACCAGUUGCCGCCGUCUCUGAUCAGACACAUUUGGUGAAUCUUGCUUUGACACAUAAGUGUUCUGUUCUCUAACAAAAACUACUUGAAAAGCCUAUGAGUACCACCAACCACCGAAAAUGUAUAAUUCAAAAGAGUCUUUUGGCGAGAUGACUAAUCUUGAUUUCUGCCAAGAUUUGAAGAACUAUCCGUUUGUGGAGACACCAGAACCUAUGAAAGGUGACGUUUGUCCAGAAAAUGACUCCUAUGAUAAUGUCAGCGAUAACGAAAAAGAUUCUCAACUGAAGGAAGCCGUUGAGAAAGUCAACGAGACGGGAGACAUGAUUCACAUCAUAAAACAGGAACUGAAAUGCCAGAUAUUGUACAAGAGGUUCCAGGAAGGAAAGAAUGCUGUCGAUACAGAAGUGAAACCUCCCAUACAAUACGAGCUACGGCCAGAAGAAGAGACGAGAAUUUUGAGGAGGAGAGAGCAAAACAGGAAAGCGGCACAGAGAUGCCGUCUGAGGAAGAAGAACAAAAUGGAAGAAUUGGAAGAUAACCAGAGAUAUAUGCUCAAAGAGAAGGAGAACUACGAACGGUUAAUCAGUCAGUUACAGAAGGAGAACAACCAGCUGCGUUUAUUAGUACAGAACUACUCAACGUAUUAUCCGACCUUAAACUGGGGAGAAAACGCUUCCUACCCGUGUACAUAAAACUGACAUCCUCUCUUCGCUUCUUUCUCCCUUUUUCUUUCAAUUGUGCCGAAACUCUACAAAGCAAAAUGGUUUUUGGACUGUGCUGAUGGAAGCAAUGAUCUCAAUUUGUAUAUAUUUAUAACUAACACUAGUCGGAAAAGCCUGACAAAUACUGGUACCAUCACUGAAGCUUGGCUGUUUGAUGCUAAUGAAUUCGGAUUAGAAUUUGGUGGUCAUGUUGUGGUGGUGAUAGUAGGGGGCAGCGAGCAUAAAGAACAAAGUAACAAAAAACAUUUUCUCUAAAAAAAAAAUGCCUAUAUAUUAUAUUAUUAAUGAUUUCUGUCAUUUCCCUUUAAAGACCACCUACAUUAAUUACAACGACAAAUUACUAAAAACUAAUUGCUACAAUAGUCGUUCUUUUUCUUCUUUGUAAAUUACGUUCCCUUUUGUUUCUCUUUUACUCUUCGAGGAAAAAGAUUAAUCCAAUAAUUAUAGUUUCAAGAACCACAAUAACGAUCAAAUUUUUUUACAUAAAACACGGUCAAAUAAUGAGCAUUGGGCUCAAUCCCAUUGAAACUUCAAAACUCCUUAAGGCAACUGGAAAUCCCAUGUAAGACUGAUAUCUUGCAAAAAGCAGCCUCAUUGGGCUCAUCUUAAGGAAAGCAUUAUCUGUCUGAGGUCCUUGUUGUGACUCGGCAGGUGACCAAAGACUCCGGUGAAUUUUUACAUACACUAUGUUAUGAAGGAAGAAUAAUAAUGAUAAUAAUAAUAAUAAUAAUAUAAUAAUAAUAAUAAAAAAUUCU
This is a messenger RNA of Octopus sinensis (East Asian common octopus), 1575 nucleotides long. RefSeq names its product cyclic AMP-dependent transcription factor ATF-3-like. The transcript is spliced from 4 exons. The coding region runs from base 218 to 790 and encodes 190 amino acids. The record is from RefSeq and is a predicted model, not a curated record. NCBI's taxonomy places the organism in Eukaryota, Metazoa, Mollusca, Cephalopoda, Octopoda, Octopodidae. Gene Ontology annotation, molecular function: DNA-binding transcription factor activity, RNA polymerase II-specific; RNA polymerase II cis-regulatory region sequence-specific DNA binding. Gene Ontology annotation, cellular component: nucleus. Gene Ontology annotation, biological process: regulation of transcription by RNA polymerase II.